Penicillium vulpinum is the source of this 813-nucleotide messenger RNA. Its product is annotated as spherulation-specific family 4 protein. The transcript has a single exon. Bases 1 to 813 code for a protein of 270 amino acids. NCBI's taxonomy places the organism in Eukaryota, Fungi, Ascomycota, Eurotiomycetes, Eurotiales, Aspergillaceae. The record is from RefSeq and is a predicted model, not a curated record.
AUGUUUCAUUUAUUUUCUCUCAUAGUUACCAUUCUUACCCUAGCCUCAACUGUCAUAUCAACCGGCCUACUAGUACCGCUAUACUCCUGGCCCGGUACAGACGCAUGGAACACAAUCUACGACUUAAUCGCAGCCCACCCGUCAAUCCCAUUCUACCUGAUUGUCAACCCAUCUACAGGUCCCGGCGACACAGAAUAUCCCGAAGACGUCUUUAUCACCGCCGUUGCGAAGCUAAACAGCUAUUCUAACGCCAAAGUACUGGGCUACACGCACACAGAACAAGGCACACGAGCCAGCUCCGAAGUCGAAAAGGACAUCACCACCUACGCCAACUGGGCCACUUAUACAGGGAAGAAUAUCCGUCUCUCGGGCAUUUUCUUCGACGAGGCUUCGAACGGCGAAGACACGAGCAAGCUCGCCUAUUUCCAGAAUCUGUCGAGGAAAUCUAAGAGCAGCAGUUUGAACACUGUCGUCUUCAACCCUGGCGUAAAGCUCAAAGCUGAUGUUGCCAAGUGGUUCGAGGCGGCGGACUUCAUUGUCGAGUAUGAGAACACUUAUGCUAAUUGGGUGGCUUUAGCUCCUAAUGAGCACUUCUCGACGCCUGAUCACUAUGGGAAGAAUGCCGUUAUCUUGAAUCAGACGCCCGAGGAUGCAAGCAUUGAUGAUGUUGUGAAUUUGGCGAAGGAUAUGGGCCUCGGUGCUAUUUAUUUGGCUCCGGAUGGUGAUUAUAUGAGUCUCGCUACUGUCCCUAAGGUUGCUGUUGCUGUUGAGCAAAGUCGAAGUGCUAGGCGUAGGGGCCGCGGCCGAUAUUAG